Messenger RNA from Botrytis deweyae, 1887 nucleotides. RefSeq lists its product as uncharacterized. Gene Ontology annotation, biological process: polysaccharide biosynthetic process; glycosaminoglycan biosynthetic process. Gene Ontology annotation, cellular component: nucleus; cytosol. The transcript has 3 exons. Gene Ontology annotation, molecular function: NAD binding; UDP-glucose 6-dehydrogenase activity. The record is from RefSeq and is a predicted model, not a curated record. NCBI's taxonomy places the organism in Eukaryota, Fungi, Ascomycota, Leotiomycetes, Helotiales, Sclerotiniaceae. The coding region runs from base 1 to 1887 and encodes 628 amino acids.
AUGUCACCAAAGGAUUCGACACCUCUAGAUACAGACGGGAGUACCCACGAUAUAUCAACCGCACCCACAACACCUGAUGGCAGUCUUACUUUCAGUCCCAUUUUACAAGCUUUGAAUUUAGACGAUGGUAUCGUAUUCGAUAAUUCUCUUAGAAAUGAGAAUUCGACGCAUCGUCUUGUACAAAAUGUAUGUUGUGUAGGUGCGGGGUAUGUUGGCGGCCCAACAGCAGCUAUGCUCGCGCUUCAGAAUCCACAAAUAAAAUUCACGGUUGUCGAUAAAGAUACUUCUCGCAUAAGUCAAUGGAAUUCAAAACACUUACCAAUCCACGAACCGGGUCUACUAGAGAUCAUCCGUAUAUGUCGUGAUGGGUCGAGAGCGUUCUCGCUUUCCAAUGAUCCGUCGACUGAAAAUGCUGAAUCAUCAUCUGAGGAUGUAUCCGAACAUACUGAUUAUAUUCACAUUCCAGCGCGAUCACCAAAUCUAUUCUUCUCUGACAAUAUCGAAGAAUGUCUAGGCGAAGCAGAUAUGAUAAUGAUCGCUGUCAAUACACCUACAAAGACUUAUGGAAUAGGUUCUGGAAAAGCAACAGAUAUGACAGCCGUAGAAUCAGUUGUGCAAGAUAUUGGAAAAUAUGCAAAAUCUGGAGCUAUUAUCGUAGAGAAAAGUACCGUGCCAGGUCGAACUGGUGAAUUUAUCAAAGAUAUCCUAGCAAUUCUCCGUCCUAAUGAAAUAUUCUCGAUCCUCUCAUCUCCCGAAUUCCUAUCCGCAGGUUCUGCUGUUCAAGAUCUCUUACAUCCAGAUCGUAUUCUCAUUGGUUCUUCUCGCUCCCGCACCUCCACUCUUGCAGCCCACUCCCUCGCUUCCCUCUACCACUGGAUUCCUUCUCGAAAACUAAUCCACACCUCCACUGCCUCUUCUGAACUAUCGAAACUAGUUUCCAACGCCAUGUUAGCACAGCGAAUAAGUUCCAUCAAUAGUAUUUCCGCGAUUUGCGAAGCUAUCAGUGCGGAUAUUGAUGAAGUAUCUGUAGCUGUAGGUCUAGAUUCUCGGAUUGGGAAUAAAUAUCUAAAAGCGGGGAUUGGAUUCGGGGGGAGUUGUUUUGGGAAGGAUAUUAAAUCUUUGAUUUAUCUAGCUGAGGAAUUGGGGUUGGAUGAAGUAGUGGAAUAUUGGGAGAGUGUGUUAGUGGUUAAUGAGUGGCAGAGGAGGAGAUGGGUGGAGAAUAUUGUAAAGAAGAUGGGUGGUGGAUUGAGGGGAAAGAAGGUAGUGGUGUUGGGGUAUACUUUUAAGCGGGGAACUGGGGAUGUGAGGGAGAGUUUGGCGAGGGAAGUAAUUAGGAUGUUGGGUGAGGAGAAACCGGGGGAGAUUGUGGUUUGGGAUGAUGGGUGUGAUCGGGAUGUGUUGAAGGAGGAGGUAAAGGGCGUAGCGAGUGUGAGGGUAGAGGAGGACCUGUAUAUUGCUUGUGAAAGGGCAGACUCGCUUCUUAUCUGUAGAGAGCUGGAAAAUUCUACAAAGGGAAAAAGUGAGGAAUUAGUUGACCCGAGACCAUUUUUCGGGCGUCCUUCGGCAAUGGAUUUGUCAGACUUGAGAAGACAUUUAUCAUCGCAAUCUUGCGCAGAGGUAGAAACAGAUGAUCCACUAGGAAGGCUAUAUCCCGAGCCACCUUGUGAAGAAGGUUGCACGAAAUGCGAGUGUGGCAAAAACACAAGUGUGAGAGAGGAGCAGGUCAUUGACUGGAAAAGAAUAGUCAAGGGGAUGAAAGCACCAAGAUGGAUAUUCGAUGGAAGGGGUGUUGUUGAUAGGAUUGAAUUGGAAAAGAUUGGAAAAAGUGUGGGUGUAGAGGUUAGAGUUGUGGGAGUGGGGAUGGGGAUGGGGAGGCAUGGAUGGUAG